Trachemys scripta elegans is the source of this 3356-nucleotide messenger RNA. RefSeq names its product calsyntenin 2 (gene CLSTN2). Lineage: Eukaryota; Metazoa; Chordata; Testudines; Emydidae. Bases 203 to 3037 code for a protein of 944 amino acids. The transcript is spliced from 17 exons. The record is from RefSeq and is a predicted model, not a curated record. Gene Ontology annotation, biological process: positive regulation of synapse assembly; positive regulation of synaptic transmission; homophilic cell-cell adhesion. Gene Ontology annotation, cellular component: postsynaptic membrane; cell surface. Gene Ontology annotation, molecular function: amyloid-beta binding; X11-like protein binding; kinesin binding.
CUGUGAAUGACUGAGCAGCAAGCGAGGAAGCAGCCGCCGCCGCCGCAGCAGCCCACCACCCCCAGCACUGCUCGCACCUGGAGGCGGCUCACGGGAGAGGCGGGCGGAAGGAGCCGAGGGGAGCCCCCAGCAGCCCAGCGUUUGGUGGCGCUCACGUCUUGGCAGGAACCGAGAGUCCCCACCUGCCUGGAGCAGCCCGGAGAUGCUGAGGCUGCGCUGGGAGUCGGCGCUGCUCCUGCUGGGGGUCGGGAGCCUCCUGGCCGCUAAAGUGAACAAACACAAACCAUGGAUAGAAACUUCCUAUCAUGGAGUCAUUACUGAAAACAAUGAUACUGUCAUUUUGGAUCCUCCUCUGGUUGCUUUGGAUAAGGAUGCUCCUGUUCCCUUUGCAGGCGAGAUCUGUGCUUUUAAAAUCCAUGGUCAGGAAAUGCCCUUUGAAGCUGUCGUGCUAAACAAGACAUCUGGAGAAGGUCGUCUCCGAGCAAAAAGUCCAAUUGACUGUGAACUGCAGAAGGAGUACACAUUCAUCAUCCAGGCAUACGACUGUGGAGCAGGACCUAGUGGAACAAACUGGAAGAAAUCUCACAAGGCAGUGGUCCAUAUCCAGGUGAAGGAUGUUAAUGAGUUCGCACCUACCUUCAAGGAGACCUCGUAUAAGGCCACAGUGACAGAGGGAAAGAUCUAUGACAGUAUAUUGCAGGUGGAAGCCAUAGAUGAGGACUGUUCUCUGCAGUACAGCCAGAUAUGCAAUUAUGAAAUUGUCACAACCGAUGUUCCUUUUGCCAUUGACAGAAACGGUAAUAUUAGAAACACGGAGAAGCUGAACUACGAUAAACAGCACGAGUAUGAGAUAAUGGUAACUGCUUUUGACUGUGGGCAGAAACGUGCAACAGAAGAUGUCUUAGUACGAGUUGAUGUCAAACCAGUGUGCAAACCAGGCUGGCAAGACUGGAACAAGCAUAUUGAGUAUAAGCCUGGCUCUGGCAGCAUACCUUUGUUUCCCAGCAUUCACCUGGAAACCUGUGAUGGACCUGUUUCCUCAAUCCAGACCACUAUUGAACUGCAAACCAAUUAUAUUGGAAAGGGCUGUGACCGAGAGACAUACUCUGAGAAAUCACUGCAAAAAUUAUGUGGAGCAUCCUCAGGUGCCAUUGACUUAUUACCGACUCCUAGUGCAGCAACUAACUGGACAGCUGGGCUUCUGAUAGACAACAAUGACAUGAUUUUUAAAUUUGAUGGAAAACAAGGAGCCAAAAUUCCUGAUGGAAUAGUACCAAAGAAUUUAACUGAUCAAUUCACUAUCACUAUGUGGAUGAAACAUGGACCUAGUCCAGGACUGAGAGCUGAAAAAGAAACCAUUCUUUGCAACUCUGACAAGACAGAAAUGAAUCGACACCAUUACGCACUUUAUGUGCACAACUGUCGUCUGGUGUUUCUGCUGCGUAAAGAUUUUGACCAGGCUGAUACAUUUCGCCCGGCAGAGUUCCACUGGAAGCUGGAUCAGAUUUGUGAUAAAGAAUGGCACUACUACGUCGUCAAUGUUGAGUUUCCUGUGGUUACCUUGUAUAUGGACGGCACGACAUAUGAGCCUUACCUUGUGACAAAUGAUUGGCCUAUUCAUCCAUCACACAUAGCCAUGCAGCUAACUGUUGGUGCUUGCUGGCAAGGAGGGGAAGUCGCUAAGCCCAGAUUUGCUCAGUAUUUCCAUGGCAGCCUUGCCAGCCUCACUAUCCGGCCAGGGAAAAUUGAGAGUCAGAAAGUGAUUUCCUGUUUGCAGGCCUGCAAGGAAGGUCUGGAUAUUAAUUCUCUUGAGAGUCUUGGCCAAGGAAUAAAGCAUCACUUCAACCCUUCCCAGUCAGUCCUUGUCAUGGAAGGAGAUGAUAUUGAGAAUAUAAAUCAAGCUCUCCAAAAGGUCUCGUAUAUCAACUCUAGACAGUUCCCUACCGCGGGCGUACGGCGUCUUAAAGUCUCAUCUAAAGUCCAGUGUUUUGGUGAAGAUGUCUGCAUUAAUAUCCCAGAUAUAGAUGCCUAUGUAAUGGUGUUUCAGGCCAAUGAGCCCAAGAUCACAAUAAAUGGAAUGGACCACUUUGCUAGACCAGCUACGCAAUUUGAAAGUGAAAGGGGAGUGACUCUGUUACCAGAUAUCAGAAUUGUCAGCACAGUCACCAAAGUGGAACAUUCUGUGGACUUUAAAGAAAACGAUGGAGUCCAUAAGCCAGUUGUGUUAGAGGAAAUGGUUCACAACUUGGAUUUCUGUGACAUUUUGGUCAUUGAUGUGGAACUAGAUCCCAGACAGGAGUGUUUAGAACUGGAUCGUAAGGAGCUUCAAGGAAAACAUCUAGAUGCCACCAACUCCACAGCAGGGUAUUCUAUCUAUGGUGUGGACACAAUGAGAAACUAUGAACUGGUGCUUCGACAGGUUCGAUAUCGCAAUUGGCACACUUUCAACAUCUUUGAUAGAAAGUUCAGUAUCAAGUGCUCAGAGCUGAAUGGCCGAUACACCAGUAAUGACUUUAACUUGGAGGUUAAUAUCCUACACAACUCCAACUCUAAUUUUAUGGAGCAUGUAAAUCACAUGGUAAUACAGCCACAGUUUCUCCAGUCUAUCCAUCACCCAGAGGAAAGCAUAAACAGCAUUCAUGGCUCAGUUGUUCCAAGCGUGGCUACUAUUGUUAUAAUAAUCUGUGUCAGCAUACUAGUCUUCAUCAUAGCCUUGGGCAUCUACAGAGUUCGGACUUCUCAUCAGCACAGCUCUACGGAAAAUGAAGGAAGUAAAGAAAAUGAAAUGGAUUGGGAUGAUUCUGCUCUAACCAUUACUGUCAACCCCAUGGAGAAAUAUGAAGAGCCUCAUCAUGUAGAAGAGGAAAGUGAGGAGGAGGUGGAAGAGGAGGAGGAAGAUACGACCAGUGAUGAAUCAGGUGAAAGUGAAGAAGAGGAGGAAGAGGAGGAGGAGGAAGAAAUUGGAAAUGAGGGAGUCAAACAGAAUGCCACCAGGCAACAGCAGUUGGAGUGGGAUGAUUCAACACUUCCUUACUAGAACCUGCCAGUCCCAUUGCUCCUUUUGUAAACACCAAUACAAUUUAUUUCUGAGUCAAGUUAAUCUCUGUCUAUGAAUUAACUGACAGGAUUUGAAUUUAUUGCCUAAAAUAGAUAUAGUUCUAUUACCCAAAUUGAUAUAGUUGUAUCAGUUGCUAUUGAUAGAAUUGUCCCUUUCCUUACAAUGCCUUGUGAAAUACAGGGUACCAACUUUAAUGUCCUCUAUGGUAAUGACACUAGUCUGGAGCUUGGUCUGUCAAUUUAUUCCCUCAAUUUCCAGUUUCUGUUCCAAAUAAUCCAAUAAAAGUCCUGUCACUCAA